AGUUGAGUUAGACAGUUGUCAAAAUUUAACUGAACAAUAUGAGUGGUGGUUUUUGAUAGAUUAGGCCGUAACUUUUGUUGCAAAGAUCUACUCUAGGUUCGGUAAUAACACAGUGCUGUUGCCAGAAUGCAGAGUGUUAUAAAUUCAGUUAAAGGCACUGCUCUUGGUGUCGCCGAAUAUUUGACCCCAGUUUUGAAGAAAAGUAAAUUCAGGGAGACAGGUGUAUUAACACCAGAAGAGUUUGUAGCUGCGGGGGAUCACCUUGUGCAUCAUUGUCCGACUUGGCAGUGGGCUACUGGUGAUCAAGAUAGGAUAAAGUCUUAUUUGCCAAAAAACAAACAGUAUUUGUUGACUCGUAAUGUUCCGUGCACACGUCGAUGUAAACAGAUUGAGUACUGCGAAGAACAAGAGAGAGUUAUAGAAACGGAUGAUUCAGAUGAUGGCUGGGUGGAUACUCAUCAUUAUGAUGUGAGCUUAAGUGGAAUCGAGGAGAAAUUUACAGAAAUGACAUUAGAAGAUAUACAACCUUUUCCUUCUGGAGGAACAGGAGAUGCAGACGAGGACGACGAAGAUGAAGAAGCUGCUGAUAUGGAGGCCUUUGAAGUUAGCGGAAUGUUAGAUGAAGUAGAUAAAUACACAGCAGAAAACUUAAAAAAGUCCACGAAGGAGAAACAGGAAUCUUGUUUAGAAGGAGAGAUUAUACGUACACGUACCUAUGAUUUACAUAUUACUUAUGAUAAAUAUUAUCAAACUCCAAGAUUGUGGCUCUUUGGAUACGAUGAGAAUCGAAAACCACUUUCUGUAGAGGAAAUGUAUGAAGACGUAAGUCAAGAUCAUGCAAAAAAGACAGUUACAAUGGAAACACAUCCACAUUUACCUGGACCACCCAUGGCUUCUGUACACCCAUGCAGGCACGCAGAAGUAAUGAAAAAGAUUAUAGAAACAGUAAUGGAGGGUGGUGGUGAGCUUGGAGUUCAUAUGUAUUUAAUAAUAUUCCUUAAGUUCGUACAGUCGGUAAUUCCUACGAUCGAAUACGAUUAUACUCAAAAUGUUAUGCUUACCACAUCGGGCUAAGUGAACAAGAUAUGCAAAAUGAUCAAUUUAUUCUUGGGAUAGAAUUCUGCUAUGCUGGACUCAAAGCAAAAUCUUGUAUAUGUUCAUAUUAAACGUUAGGCGGUAGUGAAGCUGUACUUCAGACCGCUUUGUCUUGAAAUGCUCUUUGUUCGGUAACUUUCUUGUUGCACGCAGCAGAAUUAUUUGAACACAUUUCUGUACUAAACAGCACAUAUGUUUUUUUUAAUGUUCUAUACUAAUGGAUAUGCAAUAUUUUUCUUUUAUCUUAAUGUUCCUGAUGUAAUAUAAAUCACCUUCUUCUAUAUCUUUACUUUUUAUGGAAAAAAAAAAUAGAAUUUAUGAAUACAUAACUGAAAAACAAGUGAACCUUGAAAUAAUUAAAAAGACAAUUUCAGAAGUCUCCAAGGGAGUGAAAUACGUAAAUUGUGAGGUAUUUACUUUUAGUACUGAUGGAUCGCAAUUGCGCUAGUAAUUAUACAAUCAUUACAAAUUUAUUUUGUUUAUGAUGACUGUUAGCUUUGCACAUUUUUAUACAAUUGUUAGAAUGCUUUCUGAUACUUUGUACUGAAAUGUGAAAAUCUGCGAAUGGUUCUUAUAUCUGAAUUUUAAUAUGAAAAACAGUUCAAAUAAGAAACGAUAUUAUACAUUUGUAAUUCCUAAGUAGGAAUCGACACUAAAUCAGGAGUACAUGUUAGUCCAUUCAAACAAAAAAUUUAUUUGAUACAAUUGGACUAUAGAACUGCAAUUAAAGGAUAGUAUUUCAUGUUAACCUUUUUUGCUAGAUGGGCUUUGAAAGAUUAAAAUAAAGUUGCAUGUAUGUCAUUCCGUU
This is a messenger RNA of Orussus abietinus, 1903 nucleotides long. It is a transcript of the gene Atg3, whose product is annotated as ubiquitin-like-conjugating enzyme ATG3. Gene Ontology annotation, molecular function: Atg8-family ligase activity. The record is from RefSeq and is a predicted model, not a curated record. The transcript has 6 exons. Bases 127 to 1074 code for a protein of 315 amino acids. Gene Ontology annotation, biological process: autophagosome assembly; autophagy of mitochondrion; nucleophagy. Gene Ontology annotation, cellular component: cytosol; cytoplasmic ubiquitin ligase complex. Lineage: Eukaryota; Metazoa; Arthropoda; Insecta; Hymenoptera; Orussidae.